Messenger RNA from Macaca mulatta (Rhesus monkey), 2179 nucleotides. It is a transcript of the gene CD300H, whose product is annotated as CD300H molecule. Gene Ontology annotation, molecular function: transmembrane signaling receptor activity. NCBI's taxonomy places the organism in Eukaryota, Metazoa, Chordata, Mammalia, Primates, Cercopithecidae. The record is from RefSeq and is a predicted model, not a curated record. Gene Ontology annotation, cellular component: plasma membrane.
CUGGGAACAGAAAGGGGAACAGCAAAUGCAAACAUAUUUUAUUAAGAAGAACUUCGUCCAAGUUCUCGAAACUGUUUCACCUAACCACAUAGCGCCCCGUGGCCCCAGCUUCCUCCAUCCUGGCACCAGCUCUGAGAACCAAACCCAGAAGAGGCCGGAGAAGGAAACAAAGAGGCCGGAGAAGGAAAGGAGAAGUGUCCAGAGCAGCAGAAGAGGGGACAGAAGAGUGGACAGACGAGGGGACAGACGAGCUGACCUUCUGCGACUGGGCUCCAGCCUCAGACCCUGCUGCCACGAGGGACGUCCAUGCUGGUGAGAUGACCCAGAGGGCUGGGGCUGCCCUGCUGCCGUCAGCUCUGCUCCUUCUCUGUGUCCCAGGCUGUCUGACUGUGAGUGGCCCCAGCACUGUGAUGGGCACCGUGGGGGAGUCCCUGAGCGUUCAGUGUCAGUAUGAAGAGAAAUACAAGACAUUUAACAAAUACUGGUGCAGACAACCAUGCUUGCCAAUUUGGCAUGAAAUGGUGGAGACCAGAGGGUCCGAGGGAAUGGUGAGGAGUGACCGAGUGGUCAUCACAGACCAUCCUGGGGACCUCACCUUCACCGUGACAUUGGAGAACCUCACGGCAGACGAUGCAGGAAAAUACCGAUGUGGGAUUGCAACAAUACUGCAGGAAGAUGGCCUGUCUGGCUUCCUGCCUGAUCCCUUCUUCCAGGUUCAAGUGCUGGUCUCCUCGGCCUCCAGUACUGAGAACUCUGUGAAGACACCUGGAUCUCCCACCAGGCCCAGCCAAUGCGAAGGGUCCCUGCCCAGCUGCGCCUACUUCCUGCUUCUCCCACUCCUGAAGGUGCCUCUGCUCCUGAGCAUACUCGGUGCUAUCCUCUGGGUGAACAGGCCUUGGAGGACUCCUUAGACAGAGUCCAUGAACAGGAGAACUUGCCACACCCCAUGCCCACUGGAACCCUGUCCAGAGACACAGCCCUUCUGACUGCAAAAAAGACUUCUGACCCUGACCCUAUCGCUGGAUACUCUUUAAAAGUUAAAAAAAAUGUAGGCCAGGUGCGGUGGCUUACACCUGUAAUCCCGGCACUUUGGGAGGACACUCAACAUGAGAUCGACGUGAUCUCUUAACAAAUUUUAAGUGUACAAUACAGCGUUGUUGACUACAGGGACGGUAGUCAAGGGGCCAGGAACCAGGGCCCAAGGUGCAACCUGGGUGUGGAGACCUGUGGGGAGUUCUGAGCAGAGCAAGUUUCAUCCCUAAAGACAAGUGCCCAGGUCAGGGGGUGGAACCAGGCAGGAGAAAGGAGGACACAUUGGAUCCUGGUCCAUGGCUUCUGCUGUGUUGAGAAGCAGCACACACAUUGCACGUUGAACUUCUUAGUUUUGGGAGAGAAAGAGACACCCAGUGUCCCUACUGAACAUGUUCACCUAGACUGGAACUUGGUUUGGUGACAAUCUUCAAUGCUUCUUAUUUGUGAACAAGGGAAGCAGUCUUUGAAGCACUAACUAUAAUCAGUGCCAGGAAAGGUCUGAGGGAAGGCAGCUGUGGGGAUAAGAAACAAGGAGAAAGGGGUACAGGGGCAGGAAGUGGGUGGAGUGGCUGGGUCUAUCGUGCAGGGUGGGGAAGCUCCCUAGGGUCGUUUGGCCCUGGCUUAGCAUCUCCUAACAUGAUGGGCUUAGGAUCACUUUCCCCUGGAAAAGGCAGGAAGGUAGGACCAGGGACUACUUCAUGUCUCUCUUGGAUGUGCCACAGUUUCCCAACCUUGCCAUGCACAAACUUGGUCUAUUGACUUUCCCCCACAUCUUUGUCUCUGUCCCACGAAUCUGUUAUUUUUCCACGCUUUCUUUCCAUGAUAGUUGCUGCAACCCAAGUCCUUUAAUCUCUUAUUCCUCUCUCCUUUAUCUCUCGUCAAUCCUUAUAUAAAUCUCUCCAAUAUUCCCAUUCCCUCGCUUUCCCUGAUGCCACCAUAGUCCUCUAUCCUCUCAAUACUAUGGUGACUUCCCACUUUCUUCCCAAUCCCUCUUGCCACCUUUUCUCUUUCUUCUACAUAAUGCAACAAGAGAGCACCUUGACACGGUUCUGCAAUAGUCAUGUCACCUCUUGUUCCAUGUUCUUCAAAUGAAACCCACUGUAUUAGUCUGUUCUCAUGCUGCUAAUAAAGACAUACGUGAGGCUGA